Messenger RNA from Pseudozyma flocculosa PF-1, 153 nucleotides. RefSeq lists its product as uncharacterized. Lineage: Eukaryota; Fungi; Basidiomycota; Ustilaginomycetes; Ustilaginales; Ustilaginaceae. Bases 1 to 153 code for a protein of 50 amino acids. The transcript has 2 exons. The record is from RefSeq and is a predicted model, not a curated record. Gene Ontology annotation, cellular component: oligosaccharyltransferase complex.
AUGAUCAGCGACGUCACCCUGUCUGCUCUCGCCAACUGGCUCGGAAGCCUCACCAUGGUCCUCAUUGUCCUCUACCACGCACUGAGCGUCAACGCAAAGAGGAACCAGGAGAACGCCGCCAGGCUGGCCAACAACGCACAGGCUUCCAGAUGA